Passer montanus (Eurasian tree sparrow) is the source of this 2673-nucleotide messenger RNA. Its product is annotated as SH3 domain-containing kinase-binding protein 1-like. NCBI's taxonomy places the organism in Eukaryota, Metazoa, Chordata, Aves, Passeriformes, Passeridae. The record is from RefSeq and is a predicted model, not a curated record. The transcript has 5 exons. The coding region runs from base 1595 to 2641 and encodes 348 amino acids.
AGCCACAGGCCCUGCCUGCUGCCAGCAGGGAUUGUGUCACCCAGCACAGGAGCAGCUCCAUCCUUCCCACACCCGAGCUCCUCCAGGAGCUCACAGGGGCUGGUCCCGGUGCUGGGCAGCUGCAGCCCCGUGUGCUGCCCUGGCUGGUGCCCAGCAGCAGCUGCUUCUCCCUCACUGCCAUCCCAAAGGAGGCUGCUGGGGGCUGCUGCCUGUGCAGCCUCUGCAGGAGCUCAGCUUUCCUGGCUGCUGUGGGUAAUGGUGUUGGCCAAGAGCUCUUGGGACAGGGCUGGGGUAAUGGCUGGUGCUUCCCUUCACACUCAGCCUUGAGCCAGCCUGAGGAAAGGGGUGCCCAGAGUUCCCAGCUGCUUGGCCUGAGUGGGCACACCUGGGGAGUGCAAUGGAAUUUGUGUUCUGCCAUCCUUCUCUGCCCCACAGCUGAUUCCCAGCCCCACUCCCUGCCCCCAGGUCGGUAUUGCUGGGUCAGAUGCUUUGGCCAAAAGGAACAUCCACGCUGUGUCCUGGCCCGGGCAGUGGCCAGGAGCAUCCAGGAUCCCUGGUGUCACACUGACCCUUCCUCCCUGCCGAGGGACAGCUGCAGCGUGGCCACACCGCCCCUGCACUCACAGUCUGUGGGUUUCACUUCCCCUCCAGCCAGGCUGACUAAACUGGUGUGAGCCUGGCUAAGUGUGAGCUGUCACCCCGGGGCGGUGCCUCCGGCCCUGCGCUGGCCCCGGCUCCCCCGCAGCCACGGCUCUGUCACUCAGGGAAGGAACCCCAAUGCCAGCAGCAAGACCCCACGGUGGCACGGGUGGCCCAGCCCUGCCCGGGGCCGGAGAAGGUGGGUGGCAGCUCCAGGCUGGAGGUGGCUGAGGACACAGGGCUCCGGGGGGCUCUGCUGUGCCAGCGCUUCCUGCCCGUGCUCCCAGCGCCCUCCAGUCCCACCCUCACCCAAAGCCUCUCGCCCAGCCAAAACCAGUGCUGCCAUCCCAGCACAGGGAGUCCCGUGAGCCUGGCCCUGGUGCCCAUCCAGCCCACGAAGGGCACGAGGUGGGUUCAGGGAGCAGGAGCCCCCCGUGGGGCACAGGGGCGCGGCGUGGACCAGCACUGAGGUGCGCUCUGCUUCAACUUCCUUCCCGGCGUGGAGCCGAUUUCCUCCGGCAUCACGUGCACGGUGUGGGGCCGGGGCAGCCUGGCACGGCACAGCCUGGCACGGCACGGCACCGCUCGGCCCCGGGGCAGCCCCGCAGCGGCAGGCAGGAGGGUGCAGCACACGGGAUCACCCCCAGGUGAGCGCCCUUGUGUGAUCGUGCUCCAGGGCUGGGCCGUGCCCUGGGCCCGGGGGAGCUGCCGGCAAGGGAGGGCAGGAUGCUGGGCACUUCUGGGCAUUUCUGGGCACCAUCACCCUGUGCCACCCGAGCCGAGGAGCACUGGGGCCUUGGACUGGGGUGUUCUCAUCCCUGCAGCCCUCAGUGCUUCAGCCGUACUUUGGGUGGGUAAUACCAGCACCAUUUCUGGUGUCUGCAAGGCCUCUCUGACAAGGGCUGUGCUGGUGGCAGCAGCAGGGACCAGGCAGCAGCAGGGCUGCUGGCCCACCAUGGGGUCAACGUGGCCCUCCCCAGGGACAGCAUGGCCAACCGUGGUGACAGGGGGGCCUGCCCUGACAACAGGGUGGUCCAUGGGCACUUGCCCAUGGCCUGAUAUCCUGUGUCCCACACGCCAGUGGGCUUGUCCUGCUGUGACCCCAGGGUUCAGCAGUUCAGGGAUGCUGCUGAGCCGGGGAUGGUGGCAGGGUGACACCCUGCCCGUGCCGCAGAGCUCACAGCAGCUCUGCCUGCUCCGCCUCACAGAGGAAGCCCGACCACAGCGGGGCUGGGGGAGGCUGGGAGAGGCUGGAACAAGGCUCCCUCCCCAACCUGACGAGCCCCUUUGCCCCCCAGCAGCUGCAACCAGAGAGAAGAACGAGGAGGGCGAGGACAGGAGUCUCCCGGAGCUCCCAGCACCGGCGAGGAUGGAGCCCACCAAGCUCCCACUCACCAAGAGGAUGGCUCCUGCUCCCCCCAUUCCUGCCAAGACCAAACCAGCCCCUGUGCUGGCUUCCAAGCCCAGUGACCCCAGCGCCUCAGCUGACAUGGAGUGGGGCAGAGCUGGUGACCCAGAUGCCAAUGGCUUCAACACGGUGUCAGUAACCACAGCCAGGCUGAGCCACCCCACAGCCACACGGCCACGAGUCCCAGGCCAGCGGCCACCCAGCCUGGCCCUGGGGAGCACGGGGGGUCCCCAUGGAGGGGAGCAGCCCCAGGGGCUGCCCCGUGCUGCCCUCUGUGCCCCUGUCCCCAGCACGGGGCAGGCGCCUGUCCCGCCGUGGAGCACAGAGGGGCUGGAGGGGAGGGCACUGGCCCUGGAGGACCUGAAGGCUGAGGUCCGCACCCUGCACAUCCUUGUGGACCUGAUGCGAGUCCAGCACCUGCGGGACCUGCAGGACCUGCGGCAGGAGCUGUGCCAGGAGCAGGCUCAGCGCCAGGCGCUGCAGGUGAGUCCCUGCCAGGGGUUGCCUUGCCCGGGGUCCCCUGUGCCCCCCGACAAUCACAGCCUCUCCCCACAGGCGGAGAUCGAGCGAGUGUGGAAGGGGCUGCCCUGUUAGCACGGGGGGGCAGGUGGGUGGCACAUGGUUCC